This is a messenger RNA of Dufourea novaeangliae, 363 nucleotides long. RefSeq lists its product as uncharacterized. The record is from RefSeq and is a predicted model, not a curated record. The transcript has 3 exons. The coding region runs from base 1 to 363 and encodes 120 amino acids. NCBI's taxonomy places the organism in Eukaryota, Metazoa, Arthropoda, Insecta, Hymenoptera, Halictidae.
AUGCUACCUGCAAAGACCACUUUGCUGUUGACUCUGCUUGGUUUGCUGAACUUAUCGACGGUCGCACCGGACAGCGCAGGGAUCGUGGAGAUGGUGAACGGAUUGGCGUACGGUGGAAUCCCAUAUGGAAGCGUAACUGGAAUGAUAUCAAAGUAUCCAGGACUUCUGAACCGCCAGAGUAAUACUGUGCAGGCUCAACAAUUCCGUGGAUUCAAUGGUGUUCGACCAUUGGUUGUCACGCCCAACUUCAGGGCUACGCGAUUAGUUGGUGUGCAACCACAAGCUGUGCAAAUCUACAAUCUCCCGAGUGUCGUUGCUCCUGGUGUUGUCGGAUCGAUUAGCCGCAUAGGAUACAAAUUAUAA